ACUACGUUUUUUCCGAACUAAUCGGUCUUUUAACCUUUAGUCGCAUUUCUUCAUUUUGUAGAAGCCAAGUUUAAAAAAAAAAAACUUUUAUGGUCGCACGACCUACUUUAGAAAUUAACUAGAAGAAAACAAAACACGCAAAUUAAAAAUGGCUUCUGAAAUAUUAAACAAAAGUGAUAAAUAUAAACUGUUGCCACCCGAUGGAGGCUAUGCCCAUGUGAUUAAUAUUGCAGCUACUCCCAUUUUGACAAUUACAUUAGCGCCUAUUUCAAGUUUUGCUUUAAUAUUUGGACCCUACUUAUCACAAUAUCACGAUGAAACAAGUUCCAUCACCAUUGUGACAUCGGUUUAUGUAUCUCUUUUACAUUUAACAGGUCUUUUAGCAAACUGUUUUCUUCAAAAGUUAUCGUAUCGGACAGUGGCACUAAUUGGAGCUGUUUUACACUUUAGCGGAAAUGUAAUGUCGAUCUUUACAGUUGAUUUAAUUUUUUUAACAGUAUCGUAUGGAGUAAUUCAAGGUUUAGGUGCAGGCCUUUUAAUACCAUCUUCAUUAUCGGCAAUUAAUGCCUAUUAUAAUGUGAAAAAACCGACCGCUAUGGCAAUUGGACAAACAAUGGUUGCCUUGCUAAGUAGUGCUUAUCCUGAGUUUACAAGAAUUUUAUUGGAAAAUUAUGGAUUUAGAGGAACGCAAGCUAUCUUCACUGCAAUUAAUUUGCACAUUGUAGUCGGAUCUCUAUUGCUACAACCGGUUGAAAAACAUUUAAAACGGAAGUCAAUAGUAGACGAUAUGGUUGCGGCUAUUGCAUCUGAAGUUCAACACUUUCUCGACUGCUCUGAAAAUCACCUUUCUUGUCCUAGUAGAGUUAAUUUGGUAGAAACCAACUCAUCAACAUCAAAUAUUGUAAUUCAGAACAAUGAAGAAGACGAAGAAGAAAUUAACAAUAUAAAAAUUCUGGACUGCACUGUUUUAAAAGAUGCCUGGUACUGGAACAUAUCCAUAGGUCUAGCCGUUAGCUUCAUUUCUGAAACAAAUUUUAUGGCAAUUUAA
Agrilus planipennis (emerald ash borer) is the source of this 1048-nucleotide messenger RNA. Its product is annotated as monocarboxylate transporter 13-like. Gene Ontology annotation, biological process: monocarboxylic acid transport; transmembrane transport. The record is from RefSeq and is a predicted model, not a curated record. Gene Ontology annotation, molecular function: monocarboxylic acid transmembrane transporter activity. The transcript has 6 exons. Lineage: Eukaryota; Metazoa; Arthropoda; Insecta; Coleoptera; Buprestidae. The coding region runs from base 149 to 1048 and encodes 299 amino acids.